AUGGUCCUGACGCUGCUCCUCUCCGCCUACAAGCUGUGUCGCCUCUUCGCCAUGUCGGGCCCCCGGCCGGGCGCCGAGCGGCUGGCAGUGCCAGGGCCGGAUAGGAGCGGUGGCGCGGGCCCUUGGUGGGCUGCGGGCAGCCGCGGGCCCCGAGAAGUGUCGCCGGGGGCAGGGGCCGAGGUGCAGGACGCCCUGGAGCGCGCGCUGCCGGAGCUACAGCAGGCGUUGUCUGCGCUGAAGCAGGCGGGCGGCGCGCGGGCCGUGGGCGCAGGCCUGGCCGAGGUCUUCCAGCUGGUGGAGGAGGCCUGGCUGCUGCCAGCCGUGGGCCGCGAAGUGGCCCAGGGUUUAUGUGACGCCAUCCGCCUGGACGGCGGCCUCGACCUGCUGUUGCGGCUGCUGCAGGCGCCGGAGCUGGAGACGCGUGUGCAGGCCGCACGCCUGCUGGAGCAGAUCCUGGUGGCUGAGAACCGGGACCGCGUGGCGCGCAUCGGGCUGGGCGUGAUCCUGAACCUGGCGAAGGAGCGUGAACCCGUGGAGCUGGCGCGGAGCGUGGCAGGCAUCUUGGAGCACAUGUUCAAGCACUCAGAGGAGACGUGCCAGAGGCUGGUGGCGGCCGGCGGCCUGGACGCGGUGUUGUACUGGUGCCGCCGCACUGACCCCGCGCUGCUGCGCCACUGCGCGCUGGCGCUGGGCAACUGCGCGCUGCACGGGGGCCAGGCGGUGCAGCGACGCAUGGUGGAGAAGCGCGCAGCCGAGUGGCUCUUCCCUCUCGCCUUCUCCAAGGAGGACGAGCUGCUUCGGCUGCACGCCUGCCUCGCGGUAACGGUGUUGGCGACUAACAAGGAGGUGGAGCGCGAGGUAGAACGCUCGGGCACGCUGGCGCUCGUGGAGCCGCUUGUGGCCUCUCUGGACCCUGGCCGUUUCGCCCGCUGUCUGGUGGACGCCAGCGACACAAGCCAGGGCCGCGGGCCGGACGAUCUGCAGCGCCUCGUGCCGCUGCUCGACUCUUCCCGCUUGGAGGCGCAGUGCAUCGGGGCUUUCUACCUCUGCGCCGAGGCUGCCAUCAAGAGCCUGCAAGGCAAGACCAAGGUGUUCAGCGAAAUCGGCGCUGUCCAGAGUCUGAAACGCCUCGUUUCCUACUCCACCAAUGGCACUAAGUCGGCGCUGGCGAAGCGUGCGCUGCGCCUGCUGGGCGAGGAGGUGCCGCGGCCCAUCCUGCCCUGCGUGCCCAGCUGGAAGGAGGCUGAGGUCCAGACGUGGCUGCAGCAGAUCGGCUUCUCCCAGUACUGCGAGAGUUUCCGGGAGCAGCAAGUGGACGGUGACCUGCUUCUGCGGCUCACAGAGGAGGAACUCCAGAUCGACCUGGGCAUGAAAUCGGGCAUCACGCGCAAGAGGUUCUUCAGGGAGCUCACGGAGCUCAAGACCUUCGCCAACUAUGCUACGUGCGACCGCAGCAACCUGGCAGACUGGCUGGGCAGCCUGGACCCGCGCUUCCGCCAGUACACCUACGGCCUGGUCAGUUGCGGCUUGGACCGCUCCCUGCUGCACCGUGUGUCCGAGCAGCAGUUGCUGGAGGACUGCGGCAUCCGCCUGGGCGUGCACCGCUCCCGCAUCCUCACGGCUGCCAGAGAAAUGCUACACUCCCCACUGCCCUGUACUGGUGGCAAACCCAGCGGGGAUACCCCAGAUGUCUUCAUCAGCUACCGCCGGAACUCAGGUUCCCAGCUGGCCAGCCUCCUGAAGGUGCACCUGCAGCUGCACGGCUUCAGUGUCUUCAUUGAUGUGGAGAAGCUGGAAGCGGGCAAGUUCGAAGACAAACUCAUCCAGAGUGUCAUGGGUGCUCGCAACUUUGUGCUGGUGUUGUCACCUGGAGCACUGGACAAGUGCAUGCAGGACCAUGACUGUAAGGAUUGGGUGCAUAAGGAGAUUGUGACUGCUUUAAGCUGUGGCAAGAACAUUGUGCCCGUCAUUGAUGGCUUCGAGUGGCCUGAGCCCCAACUCCUGCCUGAGGACAUGCAGGCUGUACUUACUUUCAAUGGCAUCAAGUGGUCCCACGAAUACCAGGAAGCCACCAUUGAGAAGAUCAUCCGCUUCUUGCAGGGCCGUUCAUCCCGGGACUCAUCUGCAGGCUCUGACACCAGUUUGGAGGGUGCUGCACCCAUGGGUCCGACUUAGCCAGUCCCCAGUUCCCCAGCCCUGCUGUGACUUCCAUUUCCAUUGUCCUUUCGGAAGGAAACCGGCCUCCCUGGGCUGAGACAACCCGUGCUCUUCUCAGGAAAUGUCUUUCCCUGUCCCCCACCCUCAUGGCCCACCUCCAACCCACUUUCCUCAGUAUCUGCAAAGGGAGGGGAAGUCAGGCUUGGGCGGGGGGCUGGUUAGAACUCCCCCAGGCCCUGCCAGCGGGUUGUCUGUCUUGUCGUCUGUCUCAGUCAUGGGGAGGAUCCCUGCUCAGUUCUGGAGAUACUGGAAUUGGGGUGGGGGUGGGGGUGGUUCCUGCAUUCCCUUCUCCUGCUCAGAUAGCAGCCAACUUGAGGAGGAUGAAGGCAGGCAGCUCAGACAGGAAUCAGGGCAAUGCCCUGGUGGGCCUUGGCACUGUAUUCUGAGCAAGAGUCUGGGCCCGGAAGCCAGCCAGGGAUGAGUGCCUUCAUGGCUUUCCACCCAGACCAUGCCUGGCCCCUGCGCUUACAAUUUCCUGCCGCUCCGAGGCCUUGCCCUGUAAUCACUCAGUGCCCUUAGCCAGCCUGACGAGGUCCCAGAUCCCCUACAGCUUCCUUUGGUGUGGCAUCUUUUGCCACCUCCAGGGCCAGGGGUUAGGCAAACCAGCCCUCCCUCUGAUUUUGCUGCAGCCAGCUUUGCUGCACUUGCUGGUGCACAGGAGCCUCCUGUUUGGGCCUGAGUCUGGGCAUGGGGAGGCGGUGCCUCAAAGCCCAUCCUACCCCGUGCCUUGGUGCUGUGCCUCAGGCUCCUGCCUGGUCGGGCCCAGAGGGCUUCCCCAGCCCCUCAGCCAACCAGGGCUAUCCACCCCUUGCUCAGGGACCAGGCAGCCCCCAUGACAGUGGAAGUAGCCUCAAUGGAACCUGCAGCUCUGUGGAAAGAGGCAAGAUCCUAAAAAGGGAAAGCGUUGUUACCUUUAAAGUCCAAAUCACCUGGAAAUAUUAAAAUCAGGCGAUCUGGGGUAGGGCCUGAGACUCUGCAUUUCUUAGAUUCCCAAGUGAGCUGGUGCUCGUGGUUAAGGGCAGGAAAUCUCUAAAGCAUAAAGCCCUCACAAAUCUUUGCCAUUUCCCAAACACUCCACUCCAUGGUCUCUAUUCAUCGGAGCAACCCUACCUGGAAUUAUCAUUCCCAUUUUACAGAUAAGGACGCUGAGGCUCAGAAAGAUUGAGGAUAAGCCCAGUUUCCUGUCAUUGGUGGCAGCCCCAGAUCCAGACCCAGGCCUCCUGGCACCCAGUCCGCUGGCAGUGGAAUUGCUAUCCUGAGAAUCAUCAUGAGGCUAGGCUAUUGCUUCCCCCUUACCCCAAAGAAGCUGGCAGCAGGGGAGAGGAUUUUGCAACAAAAAGCGGACCCAGAAGCCGUACAGAAAUAACUGAGCAGGAAUGUCCUCUUGUACCCUCCUCCACUGGGUUCAGAGGGCAAGAAAGUACCCUCCAAUAAACCCAGGCUCCAGGCCGUGGGGUCUGCUGAGAGCUCUUCCCUCCUGAGGGCCGGAUGUUCACACCUCAAGGCUGACUGCACCCCCAGCCCCACUCCUGGCUGUGCUAGGUGACACCUUGUUCUCGGCCACAUGAUCAGAAAGUCAAAGGUCUCACUCCGGGUUUGGGGCUCCUUCCUCCCACUCCCCACCCUGCCGGGGUCUGUCCCAGCCUUGACGCUUCAGUUUUGACCCCACCUGAUCCUCCUUUCCUCGUGCAGCACAAACGCUCGCCGGUGCCAGGGCAUGGACACGACAAGCAGGGCAGACCGGAUGCUGCCCUCACAGUACAGAGUCAAUAAAAUAUUGUCUGAGUGUG
This is a messenger RNA of Callithrix jacchus (white-tufted-ear marmoset), 4007 nucleotides long. It is a transcript of the gene SARM1, whose product is annotated as sterile alpha and TIR motif containing 1. Gene Ontology annotation, cellular component: dendrite. Gene Ontology annotation, biological process: negative regulation of MyD88-independent toll-like receptor signaling pathway; response to axon injury; signal transduction. NCBI's taxonomy places the organism in Eukaryota, Metazoa, Chordata, Mammalia, Primates, Cebidae. The record is from RefSeq and is a predicted model, not a curated record. Gene Ontology annotation, molecular function: NAD+ nucleosidase activity; signaling adaptor activity; protein binding.